Molecule: messenger RNA, 3033 nt
Organism: Triticum aestivum (bread wheat)
Lineage: Eukaryota; Viridiplantae; Streptophyta; Magnoliopsida; Poales; Poaceae
Product: wall-associated receptor kinase 5
Exons: 4
Coding region: 39-2747 (902 amino acids)
Biological process (GO): cell surface receptor signaling pathway; protein phosphorylation
Cellular component (GO): plasma membrane
Molecular function (GO): polysaccharide binding; protein serine/threonine kinase activity; ATP binding
Source: RefSeq, a predicted model, not a curated record
CAACACAAGACAGACUAGCUUACUUGCGCAGCGCAACGAUGAGCACGAUACUCAUCGCCAUGUAUUUUCUUCUGAUGUUCUCGGCAGCUGCUCCGCGAGUCGAUGGAACCGCCGGAGGGAUCUUGCAGAUCCCUUCAAGUGACUCCUUGGCUAAGUGCAUCUCAAGGUGCGGGGACAUCGACAUCUUCUAUCCCUUUGGUAUUGGGUCCGGUUGCUUCCGUUUAGGCUUCGACCUCACCUGCAACAGCUCCACCAAGCAUCCAAAGCUCUUUUUAGGCAGCAGCACUGCCCAGGUCACAUACAUGUACUCCAGCGGAGGUCUGGGGACCCCUAUAUUCUUCAACCUUACAACGAGGCCAGGUACAAAUACCUACAACAUGUCUUGGGAGGCCCCUGUUAAAGGUAUUACUAUCGCUAGUGAUAAUAUUUUGUACGUAGCUGGUUGUGAUUUUGACGUCACCUUGUUCGAGUAUGGUACGGGAGACAUGGUUGGUUCUUGUAUGAGUAGAUGUGCGGGCAAGAAGGCACCAACUGGAGUUUCUUGUAAUGGAAUAGGCUGCUGCCUCAUCCAAUUACCAAGGGACCUGCCAGGCUUUCGUGCAGAACUUGUCAGCACUAAUACUACUGCAACACAAUCUGAUUGGUUCCACCCUGGCAUCAUGGCUUUCGUGUCUAUGAUUUAUUACAAUACAACCGCUAUUUUCUCGAGUUGGACAGAUCCAAGCAAUAUUUUUGACGCGAUGCUUAGUGUUACCAUCGUGGACCAACCAAGCUGUCAAAGUGCACAAAUGAACAAGGCAAGCUAUGCCUGUAGCAUCGGUAGCAGUUGCCAGAAUUCCUCAUCUGGUGGUUACAACUGUGACUGCUCUUCUUAUCGACAAGGCAACCCUUACAUUUUAGAUGGAUGCAUGCAAGAUUAUAACCCCAAGCCCAAAAAACACUGUCCUGCAUCAUGUCGACGCAUUACUGUUCCCUUCCCCUUUGGUCUUGAAGAAGGGUGCUAUGCAAAUGAAAGAUUUCGUCUUAAUUGUACAUCUGGUGAUCUCAUAUUUUCUCUCUCAAUUGCACAAUAUCUUGUGACUGAUAUAUCCGUGGAAGAUGGGACUUUGUUUGUUAGCAACAUGGUGAAGGGAAGUAAAGCUCAAGAGGUAGUAAUUAUCCAGACUGACAGUGCUGGACAUGGAUGGGACUCGGGCCCCCCUAUGGAAGAUCAAUUUGAUUUCUCUAUGGAGUACAACAUUGUUAUGAAGUGGGCGGUUGCCAAUUUAAUUUGUCAAGCAGCUAAGAAAAAUGAUACUACUUAUGCAUGCCGCAGUUCCCACAGCUAUUGCCUAAACGUUACCCAUGGGGAAAUAUUUAUGGGAUACCGUUGCAAGUGCUCUUUAGGCUUUCAAGGAAAUCCGUACAUCAAAGAUGGCUGCAUAGAUAUCGAUGAAUGUGCACUAUCAAGCAACUGCAAUGGGAGAUGUCAAAAUUUUCUUGGAGGCUACACAUGCACGAGUUGCCCUCAUAGAAAAGAGUUUGAUCCAAUAAAGCAGAAGUGUGUUACAUCAGCCAAGCAACACAAUCUUCUUUUGGGUAUCGCAAUUGGAACUGGAUGUGGCCUUGGCUCUAUAAUUAUUGCAUUCUGUCUAAUUCUAUUCACCAAUAAGUGGAAGAAAGGCAUCAAGAAGAGAAUCCGACUAGCACACUUCAAGAAAAAUCAAGGCCUACUCUUGGAGCAGCUGAUCUCAGAUGAAAGCGCCACAAACAAAACAAAGAUAUUCUCCUUGGAGGAGCUAGAGAAGGCAACCAACAACUUCGAUGUCGCUCGUGUUCUUGGUCGUGGAGGGCAUGGUACAGUUUAUAAAGGGAUUCUAUCUGACCAACGGGUGGUAGCUAUUAAAAAAUCCAAAAUUGUGGAGCAAACUGAGAUAGACCAGUUUAUCAAUGAGGUUGCUAUCUUGUCUCAAAUCAUUCAUCGAAAUGUGGUAAAGCUCUUCGGUUGUUGCCUUGAAUCUGAAGUGCCUUUGCUUGUGUACGAGUUCAUAUCUAAUGGCACACUGCAUGACCUACUUCACAUUGACGUUGGUGUUAAAUGCUUGCUGUCUUGGGAUGAUCGCAUUAGGAUUGCAGUAGAAGCAGCAGGAGCACUUGCUUAUCUGCACUCGGCUGCUGCAAUACCAAUUUUCCAUAGAGACGUGAAAUCUUCUAAUAUUCUAUUGAACAGCAGCUUCGCCACAAAGGUUUCUGACUUUGGUGCUUCAAGGUCUCUUUCACUCGAUGAGACACAUGUGGUGACUAUUGUCCAAGGAACAUUUGGUUACCUAGAUCCAGAGUAUUACCAUACUGGGCAGUUAACGGAAAAGAGUGAUGUGUAUAGUUUUGGAGUAAUACUUGUGGAACUUUUGACAAGAAAAAAGCCAAUUUUUAUCAAUGAUCUAGGUGCAAAACAGAACUUGGCCCAUUAUUUCGUGGAAGGAUUGCAAGAGGGAGCUAUCAUGGAAUUAAUGGAUCCUCAGGUUGUCAAAGAGGCAGAUCCGGAAGACAUUGAUGAUAUUUCGUCACUUACAGAAGCAUGCUUGAGACUGAAAGGAAAAGACAGACCUACUAUGAAAGAAGUAGAUAUGAGGUUGCAAUUCCUGCGAACUAAGAGGCUAAGAAAAUGCAAUAUUCUCCCAGAGGUUAGUAACUCUGAUGCACAGAUGCUGCCCAGUUGCUACAGUCUAGAACAAGAACUUUCAUCCUCACUCACUUUGCCACGUUAAGUAUAUACGUGCAAUACCAAAAUUGCGUCCUUCCAAGUAUUCAUCUGAAUUAUACCAUUUAUUUUUUAUGGGAGUCGCAUUAUGUAUUUAUGUUUCAUAGUUCACUUUGGACCAGAGUAUGUCAUGUAGUUUCGCUUCCAGUAUAUUUGCAUAUUUUACUUGUAAGCCUAUGUCAAUUGUGUACAACUGUAUUACAAUUAUUUCGGCAAAUAUGCUUGUAAGGAAUAACUUAAGAUACAUCAUUGUAUUUAAGAUGCAGUGAUGGAGAAAGACGUAUUUGUAGUGU